Molecule: messenger RNA, 2016 nt
Organism: Moneuplotes crassus
Lineage: Eukaryota; Ciliophora; Spirotrichea; Euplotida; Euplotidae
Source: the annotation of a GenBank genome assembly
AUGAAACCUCCACUAAGCAGAUCAGCCCACCAGCCUAAAAGGAGUGGCUAUCAGUCGCAGCUACAGAUAAUGCCUAAGUGCAAAUUUCCAAUUCUUGGACUUGAGAAGCCAGCUGCGAUGAACGCAAAGGCUGUGAUCAAGAGACAGAACUUUGUUGACAGCAACCCCUUUAUAACAUGAAAGAAUACUGAAGAGCUGCUCCUACAUGCCAGUCUUAAAAGAGUAGGCUCAGCCAGCCAGACUCAACUCAAAUAAGAAAUUGACCACGAGAGAAGGAAUUAUUAGAAAAAUUAAGAAUUUAAAAGCCUUGCCUGACAAACCAUCUAAGAAAUUAGCUAAAAAAUUGACUAAGAAGCCCCGAAAUGCUUCCAGCCUUCCUGCCUUGAAGUAUAAAAUUAAUGUGUCUGAUAAGGCCAAAUUGGACAUAUUCGAUCCAGACAUUAUUAACAAUCCAGACCAGAUGGAGAGUAAAAUGAAGAAGUUGCUUGACCAGAACUCCAUAGAGUCAGAUACUGAGCUUGCCUCCCAGUUCUCUUGACAGUCCUUCGUUGCCAAUCCUGAGGCCAGAAAAAUAGCCUUGCAACAUAUUCGACAGAAGAAGGAAAAUAUAGAAAGCAGCCAGGAUUUUGUGAUGAACUCAAGGAAGAUCUUAAUGAAAGGAAUUUCUAUUCAUGACAAGCUUGAAGAGACUCGUCGGCUUGAAGAAUACAUUCUCAUGGAGAAGGAGAAGCUCACUGAGUCAAAACGAGCCUUUGAAGAUGACAAGCAGCGGUACAAAUAAAUACAUUGAAAACCUUGGCUUCAAAGCUGAAGAAAUUGAAAAAGAUGUCAACAAGUUAACCUUAGAUCGUAAUGAGCUCAAAUCUACUAUUAAGAAACUGAGUGACGAAAUACAGCAGAAAUAUGAAACCGGCAAGAUUGCAGACCAGUUAGAAGUUCAUAGAACCAACAAGAACUUUAUCAAGGAAAUUGCUGAUUUUGCCAAAAUUAAACUCGAAUACGAGUCUGAAAAAGAAAGUGAAGAUGAUGAAACUGAGAGCAAAAUUAAUAAAUCUUCUAAAAAUUUAUUAGAAUAUCCUGACAAAAAUAGUGACAGAGGGAGCAGAAGAGAUAGGAACUCGUCAAUCCUGUCUCCAGGCAUGUUCAUCACCCAGGGCCAACAAAUCGAGAAAGCUAGAUCCAAUGCUAUUCGAAUGCAGAAAAAGCUAGAAGAAAAAGUUCUAGAGAAAGAGAAGGAAAGAGAAGAGAGUUGUUUCGAGAUUCCAUUCAACUCUAAAACUGGUGGGAAAUUCCAGUCUGACAAACCUUCCAACCUCAUGGACAUCCUCACAGAGAUCCAAGAGAGCAACUUAGCCAUGAUGAACAGGAUUCAGGAAGAUGAUAAUAACCUGGAAGAGCUCCAAAAAUCCCUCAAAGAGGAGGAAAGGUACAAACUGGAUGAGAUCUCCACUGUUACUAAAAACCUUGAAGAUGUAGAGCAGGCUAUGCAAUCACUGAAGAAAAGAGAGAAACAAAUGAUUCAAAAUCUCAAUAUCAAAAUCAAAUAAAACGCCUCAAGGGGAGGUAUACGAAUUUGAUGAGCCAAAGGAGCUGUCUAAGACAGUGACUGAUAAGAUCAAAUAUAUCCAUUCUAAAGUCUGCAAAGGGAGGCCUCCAGAUGAUUCAAAACCAAUAAUUGACACUCUUAGACUCAUCGAGUUAGAGCUGCUUUCAGUCAUCGGCAUCAACAAGGAUUUUCAACAAGAAAAUCCUAUCAAAUAUGAGUUUAUUCUCAAUGAAGUCAGAAAGAAGAGGAAGAAAGAGAGAACAGAUAAAAUUCAACCAACAGCUCUUGCAGAGAAAGAAGCUAGGGACAAGAGAUUACUUGCCAAAAUAAAACGCUCCAAAGUCAAAGUAUACAAAGGAAGACCUCAGAUGUUCAGGGCUCAGAGAAAGAAGAUCAUCAAAAAGGACACAGGCAUCAAACAGAGCCAGGCAGAUAUUGAUUAUGAAAGAUUCGUUGGCAAAAGAACUUAA